CGCUUCAUUGCCUCAUGGCGCGCACAGCGCUCUAACACUCCUCCCGCAGUUGGAAGACUGAGACUCGCGCAUCGAGAUCUGGGUUCUUCGCAACGCCCAUCAUGCCGCCGGCUUUGAGCGAUGACGACAACGAGAGCGACGGUCCCGAUAUGAUUCCGGCCAAGGGCGAGAUUCCCGUCAAUAACGAAGAUGCGAACGACGACGAGGAAGAGGAAGAGGAGGCGGCGGAUGACGUAGAAGACGACGACGACGACAACGACGAUGAAUCGGAGGAGGAGUAUCACGUCGAGAAGAUCGUCAAGCAUGGCUUCACCGACAACGACCAGACCAUCUACCAGAUCAAGUGGCUGGGGUACGACAAGAAAUCAGACCUCACGUGGGAGCCGCUGAAAAAUCUGGAGAACGCGCUGGAGAUCGUCGAGGCAUACCAUGCGAGCAUAGGCGGUCCUCCGCAGCCUCCGAGCAAUAAAAAGAAAGGAGCCAUGGGCAAGCGUUCGGCAUCUGCUGCGUUCGACUCUCCUAGUGCCAAUGCCGGCAGUGCGAAAAAGGGGCGCAAGUCCAAUGGCGAGAAGCGAUUCACGCCGCCGGACGGAUCCUGGGAGAAUCACGUUGCGCGUGUGGCCAGUAUCGUCGAGGAGGCCUACGACAUUACCAAGCCCAAGUCGGGCGUCCCGAGCAAGUCGCUGCUCGUGCUGAUGGAGUGGAACGACGGCCACAAGACCACCUUUCCCCUCGAGACCGCGCGGCGCAAAUGUCCCCAGCGAUUACUCGACUACUACGAACAGCACCUGAGAUUCUUCCCCGGAGAUGAGGGACCUUGAUCGGCUGACGCGCAAUGUCCUGCAGUGUCUUUCGCACCGCGACUGCAGAUGAAGUUCAGGAGUAGAUGAUUUGGACGGAGGAGGCGAUGAAUGAAAGAGAGGGGGUUUUCGGAGUUUCGCCACGCCUGUCUUGGAUGAAAUCCUACGUUGGUCUGUUAGAAGUCGCGGUGGGAGUGCUUCACCCGGCUUUCACUCACUCCAACGUGCAGUAGGCACAGGACAGGGUAACCCCCAUAGGACGGCAAACGUGUGCCUCUCGUCUGCCGCAUUGCGGGAUUCGAGUCCUCAUUAGCGACGAUCAAACAGAAGAGUAUCGAGCCUC
This is a messenger RNA of Neohortaea acidophila, 1143 nucleotides long. RefSeq lists its product as uncharacterized. The transcript has 4 exons. Gene Ontology annotation, molecular function: chromatin binding. The record is from RefSeq and is a predicted model, not a curated record. Gene Ontology annotation, cellular component: pericentric heterochromatin; nucleus. Bases 102 to 821 code for a protein of 239 amino acids. Gene Ontology annotation, biological process: negative regulation of transcription by RNA polymerase II; chromatin organization. Lineage: Eukaryota; Fungi; Ascomycota; Dothideomycetes; Mycosphaerellales; Teratosphaeriaceae.